AUGCAUUUUUUUCUAAAAACUCUCACCAGCGUGGGCUGAAUUAUUGCAAACUAUUCCUAUAGUCUGCGAAUCGUAGCGGAUUAACACAAGAUUCAAACACACAAUUUCAUAAAUGCGUGCAUACUGUCAUGUUUCAGUUACAGGUUUUGGAGCCAAUGAAAAAAAUACCCUCAUUAAAAAUGUAGCCUAUCAGCGCGCUGGAGGCGGGGCUGCGGACUCUGCGCGGGAAAAUCUAUAAAGCUGAGCGGGAAAACAUUGUCAAGUCUUAUUUCCAUGGCAACGGCGACAUGGCAGAAAUGCUAAAGCGUGUUUUCAGACAUUACAGCGACGCGGAUUACCCCUCUCCUAAUAACAGCAAUAAUAAUAAUAAUAAUAGCAGCAGUGUUGAUCGCGGCAGAAACACGCCGGCCCAUUGCGCUGUGCUCGGGGAGGCUGGCUGCGGUAAGACGGCGUUGCUGUUCCUCUCCGCCGUGAUUGCCGCUUCUGAAUUCGGGGUCCCGGUGCUGUUCCUGUCGCCGAGCCCGAUCCGCACCCUGCCGGCCCCCCUGCAGCGCGCCCGGGCCGGCGUGCACCUCCCGAGCAUGAAGAAAAUCCAAUUCAAGUACCCCAGGACGGCGGUGGAUCUCUUGCGCGACGUGGCUUCCCUCCACGAGAGUGACAAGAAUCUCCCGUCGCUGAUCGUAAUAGACGGGCUGGAUCAGUACCUACACAGCGCGGGAGACCAGCAGAGUCUGCUAGCAGGGCGCCUCUGUGCCCUGCUCGCCGACACUGCCAGCUUUGUGAGCCAGAAGCUAACGUCUGCGCGCAGUGAUGGAGGCAGUGGCAUCGCCCCACAAGACUGCCAGGUGAUAAUCUCGCUCAGUUCAGAGGCUGGCGGGGAGAGCGCAGCA
This is a messenger RNA of Polyodon spathula (Mississippi paddlefish), 890 nucleotides long. It is a transcript of the gene swsap1, whose product is annotated as SWIM-type zinc finger 7 associated protein 1. Gene Ontology annotation, biological process: double-strand break repair via homologous recombination. Lineage: Eukaryota; Metazoa; Chordata; Actinopteri; Acipenseriformes; Polyodontidae. The transcript has 2 exons. Gene Ontology annotation, cellular component: Shu complex. The record is from RefSeq and is a predicted model, not a curated record. Gene Ontology annotation, molecular function: single-stranded DNA binding. The annotation marks the transcript as partial.